AUGGCGAUUAAGUAUACGAAAAAACCUCUUGCUCAAAUUUUCCGUGAUGGAAAUUCGAGAAGUAGAUUUGUCAAUGAAUUGAAAGACCACGAGGAAAAAGUUUUCAAUUGCAGCUUUGAUACCGCUCAAAGUUCAUUGAGCAAAAAAGUCAACUUGAAACAAACCCAAAUAUGUGUUAGACGCUCGCUUAAAAGACCCCAUGACUCCUUUACCACGGCUGAUAAAUUGGAAACCAAAACGGAAUUAUUUUUAAUGCCAAUGCCAACAAAGAUUAAGGCCAAUAACUAUGCAACAGCUAAAUUAAAUGCCACCGUUUGUGGCCAAAUGGAUGAAAAGUCGUUAAUUAAAAAUGAACAUGGAGAGACUGGAAGUGAUGUUAAACCACUUGAUGAUCCAAUGGAUGUACCACAAAGAACUAUGCGUGUUUUCGUGGGUAAUGUGGAUUUUGUCAUCAAAUAUUGUAAGCUGAAUCCAAACAUAAAUGCACUAUGGGAUGUUUAUGGAAAAUUAAUCAAAAUUACCAAAGGUAAACAUCGCUUUGAACAAAGUCUUUUGAUAAGGAAUAUGGAUGGAAGUGGUCCCAUUUUACAAUGUGCCUAUUUUGAUUUUAAUAAUUUUGUGGACAAUUUAACACUGGGUUCCAAUAUUCGCGUAGUUGGAAAACUGUGUGGCCUCAAUUGCCUCAGAACAUUUAGAAUAGAUCCUUGUAAUAGAACCAUAAAUCAAUCGAAUUUCAUACGCCUACAAAAUGUUAAUUCAUUUGUUUUGCUACAGAAUAAAAAUAGCAACAACAACUAA
Molecule: messenger RNA, 798 nt
Organism: Musca vetustissima
Lineage: Eukaryota; Metazoa; Arthropoda; Insecta; Diptera; Muscidae
Exons: 4
Coding region: 1-798 (265 amino acids)
Source: RefSeq, a predicted model, not a curated record